This is a messenger RNA of Thrips palmi, 5732 nucleotides long. RefSeq names its product vesicular glutamate transporter 1 (gene VGlut). Gene Ontology annotation, biological process: regulation of synapse structure or activity; transmembrane transport; synaptic transmission, glutamatergic. NCBI's taxonomy places the organism in Eukaryota, Metazoa, Arthropoda, Insecta, Thysanoptera, Thripidae. The record is from RefSeq and is a predicted model, not a curated record. The coding region runs from base 271 to 2250 and encodes 659 amino acids. The transcript is spliced from 15 exons. Gene Ontology annotation, molecular function: L-glutamate transmembrane transporter activity; neurotransmitter transmembrane transporter activity. Gene Ontology annotation, cellular component: synaptic vesicle membrane; excitatory synapse.
CCCCCAGUGCCGUGCCCGCGUCGUGACGAUGCCCCCGGCCGCCGUGGACGCGCCCAGGGCCCGCGGACGCAGUGACACCAGCGAACCCCUCGUCGCCGUGCUCAGCGUCCUCGACGUCCUCGACGUCCUCGGCAUGGAGGUCACGUUCCCCGUGUGAGGGCCUCGGCAUCCAUCAGCUGCACCUCGGCCUGCCGCACCAGGAGCACCCGAGAAUGCUAGGCGCCUAGAAGCGCCCGUCUUCCUGACCGACCGAUCCACCGCGCCGCCACCAUGCCUGGAUUCGGGGCCUUCGCCGGCCUCAAGGAGAAGGCCAUGACGGCCCUGGCCAGCACCACCGGUGCGGGCGGCACGCGCCAGCAGGGCUACGAGGAGCUGGAGCUGCCCCAGAAGGGGGGCCUGGGCGGCGGCGAGUGGGCCGAGACGUCCCUGCAGGAGAAGAGCUUCGGCGGCGGCACCCCCGAGUCGCUGCCCGAGAUCGAGCGGCCCAAGCUGCGGCACAUCGACAAGUACGUCCGCGCCGAGUUCCCCUGCCUCUCCAAGCGCUACACCGUGGCCGUGCUCACCUGCGUCGGUUUCAUGAUUUCGUUCGGGAUGAGGUGCAACAUGGCGAUGGCCAAGCUCCAGUUUGCCAAGGUGUUCGCGAACGACUCGGCGGAGCCUAUGGACCACGGCCUGGGCGUGCUCAACAACGCCACGCCCAGCGCGCACCUACCCACGGGACAUCACUCGCGUUUAGCUGAACUGGACCUCCCGCACCGGCAGUGGUCCGUGGCCACAGAGAGCAUGGUGGACUCGUCCUUCUUCUGGGGCUACCUGGUCACGCAGGUGCCGGGCGGCUUCCUGGCGUCCAAGUACCCCGCCACCAGGAUCUUCGGGCUGGCCAUCGUCACGUCCUCUGUGCUCAACCUCCUGGUGCCCGGCGCCACCGAGAUCCACCCCAGCGCCGUCAUCCUGGUGCGAAUCUGCCAGGGUCUCGUCGAGGGCUUCACCUACCCGGCGUGCCACGGCAUCUGGCGCUACUGGGCGCCGCCGCUGGAGCGCUCGCGCCUCGCCACGCUGGCCUUCUGCGGCUCGUACGCGGGCAUCGUCAUCGGCAUGCCCCUGUGCGGGCUGCUCACCAGCGUCAUCUCCUGGCGGGCCUCCUUCUACACUUACGGCUUCCUCGGCAUGAUCUGGUUCGCCACCUGGAUGUGGAUGGCGUUCGAGCGGCCGUCCAAGCACCCGUUCAUCUCGCUGACGGAGCUCAAGUACAUCGAGGAGUCGCUGGGCAAGCAGACGCAGGUGGCCAUGCCGACGAUCGCCACGACGCCGUGGAGCUCGUUCCUCACGUCCAUGCCCGUGUACGCCAUCAUCGUGGCCAACUUCUGCCGCUCCUGGAACUUCUACAUGCUGGUGCUGUUCCAGGCGUCCUUCCUCAUGGAGCGUUUCCACCUCGAGAUCGCGGAGACGGGCUUCCUGGGCUCACUGCCGCACUUGGUCAUGACCAUCAUCGUGCCCUCCGGCGGCCACCUGGCGGACACACUGCGGAAGCGCAAGAUCCUGUCCACCACCAUGGUGCGCAAGCUGUUCAACUGCGGCGGCUUCGGCAUGGAGGCCCUGUUCUUCCUCGUGGUGGCCUACACCACCACGGCCAAGGGAGCCACCUGGGCGCUCACCUUCGGCGUGGCCUUCAGCGGCUUCGCCAUCUCUGGCUUCAACGUGAACCACCUGGACAUCGCGCCACGCUACGCGUCCAUCCUCAUGGGCAUGUCCAACGGCAUCGGCACCAUCGCCGGCCUGCUGGUCCCCAUCGUCAUCGACAACAUCACCAGCGACAGGAAACCGGAGAGCUGGACCCCGGUGUUCAUCUCGGCGGCCUGCGUGCACUUCUUCGGCGUCAUCUUCUACGGCCUGUUCGCCAGCGGGGAGCUGCAGUCAUGGGCCGAGCCGCCCCCGGAGGAAGGCAUGGCCGCCGGCGGCAAGCCCUGGGACCCCAUGGAGGGCGCGGCGCCGCCCCCGCGGCCCGCCCUGCCGCCGCCCAGCUACUCGCAGGCGAUGGCGCCAGCGGACUCCUCGCAGCCCCUGUCGCAGUCCACCAACCCGUUCGCGUACGGCGCCGUGAACCAGGCCGCGGUCACGAACCCGUUCAACGCAGCCUGGGACGCCGCGCCCGAGGAGGGCUACACGAACAUGGUGGGCGCCCCGCAGGGCGUGCAGCCGCAGCCCACCGACUCCUACAUGCACGGCUCUGUCCAGGACAGGGCGUACUGAACGCACUCGUCUCCUCAUUGUCGCUGGGGGACGUCGCCGUCCUCCCCCGGCGGCCCGCACUGGCCUCAGGGCCCUUACGGCCAGCUCGGGGGUCGUGGCACCUCUCCCCCAGGACCCGCUGCGGUAUCAGAUUAGUAAGGUCGCUGUAAACCGUGAUAUCGGUAGGAAAAAAAGUAGCUAUCUGUUGUAAAAUUUGAGUAAUUACUGUCUUUGCUAGUCGUUUCCCGGAUAUGAUAAUACUAGAUAAUAUUUGUCGAAUUGAUGAAGAGUAUGGCGUUUAUUUUUGUUGCUUUUUUCGGCAGAGAUCUGCACCGUUCGAACGCAAAAAAAUAUCAGUAGUCGUGGUAUAAUUAUACACUGUAAAACGUAUCUUAACUGAAAUAACUUUUCCGAGUAUAUGAAUACUAUUCUUGACUUCAAUUCUGACGUAAACCUAGUUUUUUGAAAUUUGUUGGAAGUUAUUUUUGUGUCAGAGUGCGUAGUUUGGUCGGACUGGUCGCGGAAUUAGGAUGUCUUUACGACUCCUAGAUGCAAUUGGCUCCUCGCCCUGUUCGGAGGCCUGGCAAGGCUGUGGCAAGGCUUGCCCUGCCAACGACUCCUUGUUGACAGGCGCGGUGACCAGGGCUUGCAAUCCGGUGUGCGGUCAUCCGGAUAUCCGGAUCGUUCUUGUUAAAUCACGUGGGUUAGGAGAAAAGUGUUCUAUAUGCUUAAAGAAACUUUAAGAGUGAUUAUUAAGUGUUUAUAAAUCUAGAUUUCUUGUUAAGACGCGCGGGCGCGCUCCUGCUCGUCUUCAAUAUUGUUCUUCUAUGACAAUACGUCAAUUUGUUGUAUGUAUGGGUGGGUUUUCCAGUAGUGUUUUCCGUUUUUGACCAGAGAAGAAUUCGUUUCCUCUGAACUUUCUCGUUUAUGUGUCUCUUCUCUUCCAUGGAACUAUGAAUUUCGCUACAAGUCAAUUCCGUGACCCUUCAAACGCGUCAGCCCGGCACGGUCUCCCGGUAAGGAAUACAAUUACGAGGUUGCUGGUUCGAUACCCCACGGAAGCGAUUUUUCUAACCGGGUGGCUUGUGCUGCUACGCGUUCAACACUUCCUGUUUGACCCAAUGACUUUGUCUAGACGUAGUAGGUUAUUUAUGGCUAAAUAUUUUUAUUUUGUUAUCGUGUGAAAUGGCUUUAUCAAAGCCUUUCUAAUGUUCGGAUCCUGCCUGGCUAGGCGCAGGACCGGCUGGAAAUGGUGAGGGCGUCUUAUGUUGAAAGCAAUUUUUGAUGGAGACACACCAGUCUCCAUUUGGCUGUGGUGACAAUAACUAAUUUUAGGCUUUAGCUUGUAAGGAAAUAAUGCGUGAAAGAGCGAGAAUGUGUGAAACGCUUGCGGGGGGAGUGUGACUUGCGAGAGUCCCUUCGAACUUGCCACUGGCGCGGGCACUGCAAGCCUUUCAGGCAGUCCCUGCUCGCUGCCGUGGCAUUGGCCCGCAGCGUUAUUAGUGCUAUUUUCGGCGUAUGAAAGUCAAGAGUAGUUCUAGCGUAGUGCGGUGUAACCAGGAGAGAAGUCCCUACGUGUGAGUGCCUUUCUGGUUUCUCCAGUAUCUCAAUAUUUUAAAAUUAAGGAUUGGUUGAGGGAGUGAGCGCGGGAGUGUGGGCUUUAGCCGUACGUCGCGAACACAAUUUUUUUGUGCAUUCAGUAGCCUUGCACAUUUUUGUAAGGAACGCGCCAUGUUCCAUUGAGUUUUGGUAUUUAGCGAAAAAUGGCAAUUUUUACGGACUUUUGUUCUCUUGGCCAUUCCGCCGCAUCUUUAAACACUCGCUCUAUCAGCACGCUUGUGAUUUUUUGCACAAAAUGUGACUCGUCCAAUUGCACGCACUUUGCACGCAUAGCACCCCACCAGCACGCAAGCACGCAUGGCACGCACGCACCUCGCACGCACUUCGCACGCACACACACAAACACACACGCGCGUGACUAAAACCAAGUAGCAUCGAGCACCAAUUCGCACAAAUCGUUUUGCACUUUGCACCACGUAGUUCGUUAAUUAUUUCGCACAUUUGCACCAGCACUUUUUGAAGGUAGGUUUUUCAGAGUAUUUUUUGUGCUAGGCACUGCACUUUAUGCACGCUACGAGCAGUCGGAAUCACUUUUUUAAUAGAGCUAGCUAUUUUUGUCAACACAUUUUCUCGUAGUUUCUACGACGUUUUCGGUAGUUUUUCUUUCGUUUACACCAUAUCCACCAUUAUCCACCCCUCACUCCCUAUCCCAAUCCAUUCUUUGAAUUAAAUCGCUCGCACUUGGAGGUCGGACUCUCCGGCAAGUCUCAAAUGUGAGCAUUUAAAUGGAAUUUGCGAGAAAGCAGAAGGUUCUCAUGAUAAAUUUUUGAAGUUGUAUAAUAUAUUUGCUUUUCCAGAGAUGUUUUCUCCGUUACUGUAUGUGUAAAUCAUAACCAUUCCAUUGUUUGAACGUUAGUUGGUAGGCAAUUUGAGGAGGGUCCGAACUGCGACGUGAUAGAGGAAGGAAUGCUUGGGACAGAUAGGAAAUCCAGAGAUGCUGAGAGAUGCAUUGAUGGGAUUUCUUACUGCUCGUUGUAAUCAUUUGUAUUCGUACCUUCGGCGUUGUUCGAAAUGAAGACAUGAAACUUAACAGAAUCAAUUUUGAAUGUGUUAUAAAAGUAGAUGUCUUUUUUUUUGUCUUUUGUGUUUUUUUUGCGAUUGGUGGUUUUCAGGUUGGUGCCUCCUAGUUUUUCUGAAAGUGCGUCUUAUUUCAUCAACUCUCUGACAAAACAUAGCUUCAGAAAGUUUUCUUGUAACUCUGUAUAUCAAAGCAUCUUGUCGAUUCGCCAUUUUGACUGGCCAAGUUGUAUUUAUAGUUUGAUAGUUUAUUUGUUCUAGUCCAGAAAGUCGCCCGUUAGAAUAUGUUUCGCGACUUUUGAUUGAGUAUGACACCAUCUGCCAAGGCUGACAAGGUGGACUUAUUGUUCAAUUGUUGAAGAAAAUGGGCUCGUUUUCGUAACUUAACCAGGUGUGGUUAAUGUAAGAGCCGGAGCUGUUUUAAGUUUUUGUUAUUUUUUUCCAGAUAUUUAAAGCAUUGUUUUAAAAUAUGAAAGUGGUUUGCGAUGUAGCUGUUACUUUUCUUCUCUAAAAAAAUGGUUGCAUAUUAAUAUUUUUUGUUGCACAUCACUGCUCCUUUUAAUGUGUAUUAAAUCUUAUAUAAUUCUGGAUCUAAACGAUAUAUAUAUCUUUAAACUGCCACGUUGCGAAAUAGCCAUACAUGGUGGGUGCCAAGAGAGCAAUAAUGUUUUAAUUGUAAUAUUGUAUCACUGGUUCACUGUAAACGGCCAUGACGCCCAGUAAGCGGCUACAUGCAGCACUGCGGUGGGGCCCGCCUCGGGGCCCGCCUCGGGGCCCGCGGCCAUCUCCGGUUCUAUGUGUAAAAUGUUAUUAAUCCAGCGACUUAAUCCUCAAUAAAGGUUAAUAUUCUUUCCGGUUGAUUCCAA